AUGAUUAUUAUUUCACGCACCACUGCCUUAUUAUUACUGUUGAUCAGCUCUACUUCGUGUCUUUGUCCUCAGAAUUGCAGUUGUGACAAUGAAUAUCAGUUAUCUGUGAUUUGUAAUAAUGUUAAAUUGCAAUAUCUUCCAUCUUUGCUACACCCCGGUACUCAAUCUCUGAGAUUAUCCAAAUGUCAAAUUGAACAGCUUGAUCCCGAUAUUAUGGAAUUAUACCCAGAUAUAAUACAUUUGGAUCUGUCCAGUAAUAAUAUUUCUGCUCUUGGAAAUAAUAUUUUUCGACAUCAAGGCAAAACUCAAUUUUUAAAUUUGAACAAAAAUAAUUUUCCGACUAUAUUCCGCAAUAGCUUGUAUGGUCUACAUAAAUUGCAGUAUCUCGAUUUAUCAUCCAAUAGAUUACAAAUGAUUGAAUUGAAUGCAUUUGAACAUUUGGACGAGUUACUGGAAUUUGAUCUUUCAUACAAUGCACUUCAAAAUUUAUCAUUUACAACGUUUAAUGGUCUAACAAAUUUACAAAAAUUGAUAAUUGCCGGAAAUCAAAUUACAUAUUUGGAUGGUCCUAUAGCCAAAACUUUACCUAAUUUGAGAACUAUUGAUCUGAGUGAUAAUAUGAUUACAGUGAUUGCAUCCGAUGCAUUGAUCGGGUUAAAUUUAAUAAAAACAAUCGAUUUAUCAGCAAAUUUUUUGCAAGAAAUUCCAAAAUUUGGUCAAAAUAAUCUGAUAAACUUGGAACAUUUGAAUAUAAGUUUUAAUAAGCUAAAAAAAAUUGAGCCGUACAGCUUUCGACCACUUUUAUCAUUACUGGAAUUGAAUUUAAUUAAAAAUGAAUUCGUCAUCCUUCCUGCAUUAGCAUUCGAUGGAUUAUUUCGAUUACAACAACUCAAAUUAAACGAACAACAUUUUCUUAAAGAAAUCCAGAAUGGCGCAUUUUCUGGAUUGGCAUCCUUGGAAGUAUUGGAUUUAAGUUAUAGUCGUCGCUUAGAAUACAUUGAUGAGAAUGCAUUUGAAGUUAGUCACGCUUUACGCACUUUCAACGUUAGCUUCUGCGCUCUAAAAACUUUUUCAUCCAAUUUAUUUGAUUGGAAAAGAGUAGCUGAACUAUACUUACAUGGUAAUCCAUUUCAUUGUGAUCAUAAAUUAUUAACUUUCCUACCGGAUGUUUUACGUUUACGUUCCAUUCACAAUGUCAUUUGUGCCACUCCAGAUGAACUACAAAACAUCAGUAUUUCAUCGCUGGAUACGGUAGAGGUAGCAGUGGAAGACGCGAAACGAACUCUUACCGUUCUUUGUUCCACAUUAACUGCCUUAACUGCAAUUAUCAUAUUGGUGCUCUUCCUGUAUUCGAGAAUAACCCCAACUGAUAAUCAAAUUAGACAGUCGAAAUCUAGACAACAAUGUUGUCGAAAUUUGCACGGUAGAAGAGAAUACAUUUUUCCGGAAUACUAUAAUUCGGUUAUCGAAUUCAAUAUUUCAACAGCUAAAAGACAACAUACAUUUGUGGAAUCAUUCGAAUCCACAAUUCAUGCUAACAAUAAUAUUUGCUUGGAACAAACUGAUCUUACUUAUUUAUCUACUAAAUGA
Messenger RNA from Acanthocheilonema viteae, 1590 nucleotides. Lineage: Eukaryota; Metazoa; Nematoda; Chromadorea; Rhabditida; Onchocercidae. The record is from the annotation of a GenBank genome assembly.